UAGUCCAAGAGACCAUCACAGCACAGAAUUAAAGGAACCAUUCCAGCACAGCUGAAGAACCAAGCCAGGGACACUGGAUCACACACUCACAAAGGACUGUCAUCUAUUCAGUUCAUAAACAACUAGGAUUGCAGCUAUGAAGUUGAACGUGGCAUUGUUUUUUGCUGGGCUCUUUGGUGCCUUGGCAACAUUCUUCAUCCUGCUUUCAUUUGGUACAGAUUAUUGGCUAUUGGCUACAGAGACAUGUACAACGGGCAACAUGUUGCAAGAUUCUGCAAAGGGUGAUCCUGAAAACUCAUCCAUCUUUUACCAUGAGGGCUUUUUCUGGCGCUGCUCAUUUGAAGGCAACAUGGAGAAUGACAACAUGUUGAAGUUCUGGUUCACAAAUCAGCCACGCAGUAAGGAAUGUACACACGCAUACCUGUCUCCCUUCCCUGUAUCUGACAAGACUCACAAUGCAACCACCUAUGACUCUGCCAUCAUUUACAGAGGCUUCUGGAGUGUUUUCAUGUUAUUGGGGGUAGCUGCAGUUGUACUAGCUGGCUUUUUUAUCAUCUGUGCGGCUCCGUUUACCAGUCACUGCCUCUAUAAGACUGGUGGUGCACUCUACAUCCUAGCAGGUUUCUUUCUCAUUCUGGUCAUUGUGCUUUAUGUUAUUUGGUUGCACGUGAUGGAUGUGGUGGGUCUGUAUGAGGAUUACAAGAGGAAUUCUUGCCAAAACUUUCAGCUUAAUAUCUCCUAUGGCCUUUCCUUCAUGUUUGCCCCAGUCGGAGUGUUUUUCUGCCUACUCGCAGGUCUGCUCUUCCUCCUGAUAGCUCGGACAGUGAGAAUACAUUACAAAUAAGCAGCCUAUUAUCAGAGAUGACCAGCAAAAAGAUGUUUUAUACAUGUAGCCCAGAGCUUUAGGUCAUGAACUGAUGGGCAGACAUUCAACUUCAGGAUUUCUGGGAGAAAGCAGAAUUCAUGGUUUAAUCAAUUGUUACAAGUUGUGCAGGUCCUGUGGAAGCAAAGCAGCCCCAGAACCCAGAUCACACUACCACCACCUUGUUUGACUGUUGGUAUGAUGGACUUAUUUUUGAAUGUGUUGUUAGCUUUAUGUCAGAUGUAACAGAACUCAAAUCUUUUAUUAAAU
Trichomycterus rosablanca is the source of this 1132-nucleotide messenger RNA. RefSeq names its product transmembrane protein 182a (gene tmem182a). The transcript is spliced from 6 exons. The record is from RefSeq and is a predicted model, not a curated record. The coding region runs from base 137 to 844 and encodes 235 amino acids. Lineage: Eukaryota; Metazoa; Chordata; Actinopteri; Siluriformes; Trichomycteridae. Gene Ontology annotation, cellular component: membrane.